UUGAUUGUAGGAUGGGUGUUGGUGGUUUAUGUGGAGGAGGAUGUUCUCAGUCACCCGAUACCUUUGGAGGAGAUUGAGGAUCCGUCGGGUCAGAGUGGUGUAGAGGCUGACCUGAGGGAGGAACAGGAGUGUUUAGCUCGUUACUAUGUUGGAGAUGAAAUGCACAGGGCAGUUAUAGUCAGAAGAUCAGAGAAUCAAGAAGAGCUGGUGGACUACUACAACCAUGUCAUGAAGCUGGAAAGGGAUAAAGAAACAACCCAUAGAAAUAAGAGUCUGAGGCAUUACACUAAGGUGAUAGCGGGGAGUGUGGUGGUGGGUGGCCUAGCCGUGGCGGCCGCACCGAUAGCUCUGUCUGCUGCAGGUUUCUCCAGUGGUGGUAUUGUGGCAGGUUCUCUGGCUGCUCGUCUGAUGUCCAUGGCAGCCAUUGCUAAUGGUGGUGGUGUGGCGGCGGCCAGCGCGGGAGGCUGGAUUGCAGCCCUACAGUCAGCGGGGGCUGCUGGGAUAUCUGCCACGACAAAUGCUCUGAUUGGUACAACAGCUGGAGGAUUGUUUGGACUGUUUAGCAGUAGAAAGAAAACCUCAACAGGUAACAAGGAGACAAAAGAGGACAACAGAGAGACAGACGACAUAAGGAGGAUGGCCAAUAGUGCAAGGACAUCAUCAGAAGAAUCAGAUAGAGAUAGACGUACAUCUGACAGUAGUACUGUAGGUUCUCCAGCACAGGCCGCUGUCCCUCAAUCAGGGGACCCCAGGGAUUGUGAGGACCAGGAGGAUUACCCCCAAAACUGACCAGAGUCCCUCACCAUCAGCCGUCAGUACAGUAGAGCUACCCCCCAAAACUGACCAGGAUCCCUCCAGAUCAGCUGUCAGUACAGUAGUGGAGGAACUGAGUUCUGAUUUUCAGUCUCUUACUUUUAAUGAAGGUAACUUUAAUCUACAGU
This is a messenger RNA of Saccostrea cuccullata (small rock oyster), 941 nucleotides long. RefSeq names its product interferon alpha-inducible protein 27-like protein 2B. Gene Ontology annotation, cellular component: membrane; mitochondrion. Lineage: Eukaryota; Metazoa; Mollusca; Bivalvia; Ostreida; Ostreidae. The transcript has 5 exons. The record is from RefSeq and is a predicted model, not a curated record. Gene Ontology annotation, biological process: apoptotic signaling pathway. The annotation marks the transcript as partial.